AUGGGGACAAACGGCCCCGGUGCUUCAGUUGCAGGGCGCUUGGGGCCGGUUGCUGGCCCCGGGCCAAGCACUGACAGCCGCGUCCCGCCCGCAGGGAUGGCGCAGGAGGCCCUGCAGGAGCAGUACUGGCUGGGAUCGCUGCUGGGGCAUGGCGGCUUCGGCAGUGUCUUCGCGGCCACGCGGCUCUCGGACGGCGCCCAGGUGGCCAUCAAACGCGUGCCGCGGGAUCGCAUCCAGCACUGGGGCGAGCUGCCCGACAGCGCCAGCGCCCCGCUGGAGAUCGUGCUGCUGGACAAUGUGUCCCGUGGCUGUUCCGGUGUCAUUCAGCUCCUGGAGUGGCUUGAGCUCCCCGACAGCUUCCUGCUGGUGCUGGAGCAUCCGGAGCGGUGCCAGGAGCUCUCAGGUGUCCUGGCGGAGCGGGGCUUCCUGCCGGAGGAGGAGGCGCGGGCACUGUUCCGUCAGGGGCUGGAGGCCAUGCGGCACUGCACUAGCUGCGGGGUCCUGCACCGGGACAUCAAGCCUAAGAACAUUCUGCUCGACCUGGCCAGCGGGCAGCUGAAACUCAUCGUUGGCUGUGGCGCCUUCCUCCAAGACACAGUCUACACCCAGUUUGCAGGAACCCUGUCCUACAGCCCACCAGAUUGGAUCCAGCUCCAAUGCUACCACAGCGAGGCAGCCACAAUCUGGUCCCUGGGCCUCCUGCUGUGCCAACUGGUCAUGGGGAAGCACCCGUUCAGGAGGGCCCAGGAGAUCAUCCGGGGGCGGAUCUUGUUCCCACGGUUCCUCUUCCCAGAGUGCCAGAGUAUCAUUAAGAGGUGUUUGUCCAUGCAACCCUCGGACAGGCCAUCCUUAGAAGAGCUUUUCUGUCAUCCUUGGGUGCAGGGUGUUCCUCUGCCCUAG
Melospiza melodia melodia is the source of this 900-nucleotide messenger RNA. RefSeq names its product serine/threonine-protein kinase pim-1-like. NCBI's taxonomy places the organism in Eukaryota, Metazoa, Chordata, Aves, Passeriformes, Passerellidae. The record is from RefSeq and is a predicted model, not a curated record. Gene Ontology annotation, biological process: negative regulation of apoptotic process; protein autophosphorylation. Gene Ontology annotation, cellular component: cytoplasm. Gene Ontology annotation, molecular function: ATP binding; protein serine/threonine kinase activity.